This is a messenger RNA of Tribolium madens (black flour beetle), 2379 nucleotides long. It is a transcript of the gene ENGase, whose product is annotated as cytosolic endo-beta-N-acetylglucosaminidase. Gene Ontology annotation, biological process: protein deglycosylation. Gene Ontology annotation, molecular function: mannosyl-glycoprotein endo-beta-N-acetylglucosaminidase activity. Lineage: Eukaryota; Metazoa; Arthropoda; Insecta; Coleoptera; Tenebrionidae. The record is from RefSeq and is a predicted model, not a curated record. Gene Ontology annotation, cellular component: cytoplasm. The transcript has 4 exons. The coding region runs from base 520 to 2232 and encodes 570 amino acids.
UGAACGAUAAAAUGUGAUAAUUGAUAAUAAUAAACUUAAUCUCCUCCUUAAAUCUAAAAUUGUGACGGUAUUGUACAGUAUUUAGUUCGUUUCACAAUAAAAAAAACUUGAUAAAAUUAAGUUUGUGAAUAAAGUGAGGUUAUGUCAAAUUUAUACAAUUUUUACCCCUAAAAAAAACGAAAGGAAACAAAUAAUCGCUUUAUUAUUCUAGUUUAAUUUUUAUAACAAUCUAAAAGUAAACAACAAUAAAAUUAUUAAAGUGAGGUUAUGCCAUCCUAAACAAUUCGAGUAAUAAUUUUGUUGUUAAUUCUAAACGAGGAUAAUUCGAAACCAACACAGUCCCCACAAAUUUGGCACAAUUGCCAGCAAAAAUGCUCAUUUUGGGGGUGUGAGUAAGGUUGUCAUUUCAGGGGACUCCUUGGUUAAUUGGGUUACAAUCCCGGAUGCGGAAAUAAUUUUUCUUAAGUUAUCAAAACCCACAAUUAGCUUCCGUUUUCCGCCGUCCUACAAUUACCGAUAAUGAGUACUGAAAGCGACAAAGACAGCCCCCCUGCCAUGAAAAAAAUCAAGCUGAACGAAUUCGAGUGUUUCCCAAUCACGUCGUUGGACAGCAUCUCGGAAGUGAUCGAAAACCCCCCACAGUGGGUGAGCCGCGUCGCCCCUUUGGCCGAGCGCAGCCCCACUGUGGUCCAAAACAUAAUUUCCGACUGUCACUGUGAUGCGAAAAAAUUCGUGCCUCGGACACGCUUAGAUAAGAGAUUCGUUCCCAAGACUUUGGUCUGUCAUGACUACAAAGGGGGCUAUUUGGAGGACCGGUUUUUGUCGAGUACGAAUAUCGGGAAUUUGUACUCGUUCUACAACUGGCAACACAUCGACAUUUUCGUUUAUUUCAGUCACCAUUUAAUCACAAUUCCCCCCUUGUGUUGGAUAAAUGCCGCUCACAGAAACGGGGUGAAGAUCCUAGGGACUCUAAUAACGGAGUUUGAGCCGGGGAAAAAAAUCUGCGAGAAGAUUUUCAAAGACGAAGACACCAUGCGCAUUUUCGCCACCUCUCUGACCCAAAUUUUAAAGAUAUUUCGCUUCGAUGGUUGGCUCCUCAACAUCGAAAACUCCCUCCAAGACACCGAAAUGCUGAAAAAGUUCGUCGCUUAUUUGGGGGUGCAAACCCACACCGACAGCCCCGGCAACCUAAUCAUCUGGUACGACAGCAUCAUAGAAACCGGGGAGCUGAAGUGGCAAAACGAACUCAACCCCCUUAACAAAUUCUUCUUCGAUAAUUGCGACGGAAUCUUCCUCAAUUACGUGUGGACCGAGGAGAACAUCCACAACUCGAUCGAGUUCGCCCAACACCGGACUUUGGACGUCUACGUGGGGGUGGAUGUCUUCGGACGCAACACUUUCGGGGGCGGCCAAUUCAACUGUUUCAAAGCCGCCCAAAUGAUCAGGAGACACAACUUGUCGAUGGCCAUUUUCGCCCCCGGAUGGACGCACGAAACCUUGCCCAAGAGCGAGAAUCGACAAAAAUUCUUCGAGGAUUUCAUCAACAGGGAUUCGGCCUUUUGGAACAGCUUGUGGCCCUAUCUCUACACACAUCCCAUCACGAGGCUCUUCAAGACCAGUUUUUUCACCGGAGUCAACCAGGAUGUCUACGACCUCUUCACUCAACACCCCCAACUCUCGAAAAUCAAGCACCCUAAAUCCCUGGAGUCGGUCCCCAACUACCAUGAGAUACCCACAUUGAGCAACAAAUGUAAUUGUUUGCAGUGUGCUUUCACCAGUACUGGUGUUAGGUGUUUAAUUACCAAAGAAUUUUUGAAUAGUUCGAUUUGUUACGUCCACCGGAUAUUCACCUGUGAUAUUUUCCUAUCAGGGGUUAUUACAGUUUACGUUUUGACGAAAUUAGUGCGAGCACAAGCCGCCCAAUUAAGUUUAAAUCUCCUCACAACGGACAAAAAUGGUACUUUUAAAAAAAUUAAAUGUAAUAGUGUUGUCAAAGAACACUUGAUUAAUAAUUGUACGUUAUUGGAAGUCAACCCCUCGAUAAACCCAUCACUUGUUAAUCACGUCGUGAGGAGUAAUGACGAUUUGUUCUUGCAUGAAAAUUUAACAAUUGCCAUUUAUCAAUUUGAUUGUUCGCCGUGUACGUUACUGGAAAUUGGAUGUACGUUAGAGGAGGGAAAAGCAAUUUAUUUGUGCGGGCUAGGAGUCGAGGAGCAUGUUCUAGUGCUCUGAUCUAUGUACCUGGACAAUACUUUCGCAACCCACUGUACAUUAAUUAACACACUUUUGUGCCAAACUGUACAUUUAUACCCAGGCGUGAAGCCCGAAUUAAUAAAGAAACGAAACCUUUAACAACACCCCAGUGUCUAAAUAAUAAUU